AAAGCGUAUGAACGUUUUUAAAUUUGAAACUUCAUAAAUUAAAUAUUAAUUAAAUAAUUUCAAUAUUGUGUUAUUAAUGCAUACUUGUAUACCAUAUAAGUAUGUUUAAGUUUAAUAAAUUUUUCAAUUAUAAAAACCAAAUUUUAGCCACAUUAGCAGUUUGCAUAACGGCUUUUCUUCAUGGAGUUGGAUUGGGAUGGUUAUCACCAGCGAUCAUAUAUUUACAAUCAAAUAAUUCAAUAUUAGUUACUGGUCCAAUUACAAAUGAUGAAAUUUCAUGGUUAAGUAGUGUACUUCCAAUCGGUUCAACAAUUGGAAGUUUUUUGUUUGGUUACAUUGGCAAUGCAUAUGGUAGAAAGAAGGCCUUAAUAUGCUUGAUUGUACCACAAUUGAUAUUUUGGUCAACAAUACUAUUUGCGGAACAUAUUGAAACUCUCUAUUUUGCUCGUAUAAUGACUGGUGUAAAUGCUGGUUCAUCGUUUAUUACAAUUCCAAUUUAUAUUACAGAAAUUUCCAGCAAAGAAAUUCGUGGAAGUCUUGGUUCAGUAUUUACAUUGGCAAUUAGUAUUGGAAUCACAGUUGGCUAUAUAAUUGGAGCUUAUUUGCCAUAUGAAGUUAUGCCGAAAAUUUUUAUUGGUUUUCCAAUAAUAUAUUUUAUAAGCAUAUAUAAAUUGCCAGAAACACCACAAUUUCUGUUUUUGAAAGGAAAACAAGAUGAUUCAAAAAAUUCAUUGAAAUUUUAUCGUAGUGCCAAGCAAUUAGAUAAUUCUGGUUUUGAAGUUGUAUAUACGGAAUUCAAAGAGAAUUGUCAAAAUACUCAGAGCGGUUCAAAAAUAAUUUUAUCGGAUUACACUAAUAAAUCAACUUUAAUAAUAUUUGGUCAUUGUUUUGUUUUGGGAUGCAUGUAUCUGCUAACUGGCGGAUAUGUAAUUAUUAAUUUAGCUGGGAGUGUGUUCAAAGAAACUGGUGCUGAUUUAGAUCCAAACACAAGUGCUAUUAUUAUGGGUUUUUGUCAUAUUGCUGGAAAUUAUUUGUCAACGGUGAUUGCUAAUCGAAUGACAAGAAAAAAUUUAUUAGCUUUAUCUUCUGGUUUUUCAUUAUUGGGUUAUACGGCAACAAUCAUUUUUGUUAUGCUAUUCAAUCAAUAUGAAACCUUAAAAAAUCAUAGUUGGAUACCAAUAUUAACUUUAUCAUUUACAAUAUUAUCAAAUUCUUUUGGUAUAAUGUCACUUGUAUUUCAUGUUAUAGCUGAACUUGUACCACAAAAGAUUAAAUCACAUGCCUUCGCCUUUGUAAAUAUUGUUCUUAACUUCGUUAGCAUCUUUAAUUUUCAAAUAUUUUCAAUAUUAAUGUUUUAUUUUGGAUUAGGUAGUGCUUUGGCACUUUGUGGUGUGUCAUGCCUUUUAUCAGUUAUUUAUGCUCUAUUAGUUUUGCCAGAAACUAGCCAAAAAUUUGGAGAAAAGACAAAACACAUACGUCCACAAUCAGUACCUUUAAAAUCGAAACCGUUGUGUACUUCAAAAUUGCAGAAAACAAAUGAACAAAGUAAAAGCUGUUGCUCUAUAUAUCCUAUAGAAAAACACAAUUUAUUAUCAAAUAUUAAAGACAUUCGGAUUGAUAUCGUUGAGAAUACUGAAAAGUCUUUGCCUCAAUUUAAUGUUUAUUUAUAUGGAAAAAAAUCUGCUCUUUCCAAUUCAAAUUCAUCUAAAGUUCUUAAAAAAUGGGUCUCCGAAAUUAUUAAGUUCGAUGGAAAACAACAUGUCAAACUUAACAUAACACAAAGGAAUACGAAUUCGAUCUUAAAGAAAGAUGUGAAAUUGGAUAAAAUCUCAAAAUUAACUCAAACAAGGUUAUCGAAUAUUAGCAUUAGUGACAAUUCAACCACAAUAAAAUCAGGAAAUAACGUGGUUUCAAAAAGCUAUUCUUCAAAUGUUAAUCAAGUGAAGAAGUCAUUGCAUUUAUUUAGAGGUGAUGAAAUUACAUUUAAUAAGUUUUGUAUGAAAGAAAUGCGUUCUCUUGCAGUAGGUUCUUUACCAGAAAACGAAAGAUAUAUUCCCACAGUUUCGAAAUUAGAUUUAAUUUUAAUUAAUAAUAUCGGCAAACAACUUGUGUUCAACGAUCAAUUUACUCUCAAAAAUUUAUUAAAAAUUAAGAUUGAAAGUUUUAUUCCAAGACCACUUAAUAUUCUUGAAGAUAUAAAAUAUAUAUGUAAAUAUUUUCCAAUUAGGGAAACGACUAAUAUUACUGUUAAACACGGUAACUUAAUUUCAAGUACAAACAGAAUUUUGAAUAAGAAUAAAAAUGGAGCUAUACGAGUAUUAAACAACAAUAUAGCCUUUAAGAGCUUUUUUAAAUACAAAAAACAAAUUAUAGCCACAUUGGCCGUUUGUAUAACGGCAUUUCUCCAUGGAGUUGGAUUAGGAUGGUUAUCGCCAGCUAUCAUCUAUUUGCAAUCAAAUAAUUCAACUUUAGUUACAGGCUCAAUCACUAAUGAUGAAAUUUCAUGGUUAACUAGUGUAUUUCCUAUUGGCUCGGCGAGUGGAAGCUUUUCGUUCGGCUAUAUUUGUAAUUCAUAUGGAAGAAAGAAGGGUUUAAUGUAUCUGGUAGUGCCACAAUUGAUAUUUUGGAUCGCAAUAAUGUUUGCAAAAAAUAUCGAAACCCUCUAUUUUGCGCGUAUAAUGUCUGGUAUAAAUUCUGGCUCAUCAUUUGUUACGAUUCCAAUUUAUAUAACUGAAAUAUCUAGUAAAGAAAUACGUGGCAGUCUUGGCUCAUUAUUCGCACUGGCAAUAAGUACUGGAAUUACAGUUGGUUAUAUAAUUGGAGCUUAUUUACAAUAUGAAGUUAUGCCGAAAAUUUUUAUUGGUUUUCCAAUAAUUUAUUUUAUAUGUAUAUACAAAUUACCAGAAACACCUCAAUUCCUACUUUUGAAAGGGAAGGAAGAUGAUUCGAGAAAUUCUUUAAAAUUUUAUCAUAGCGCAAAACAAGUAGACACUUUCGUUUUUCAGGCUUUGUUUACAAAUUUUAAAGAGAAUUUUCGAAAUUCUCAAAACAAUUCAAAAACGAUGUUUUCGGAUUAUGUUAACAAAUCAACUUUAAUCACAUUGGGGCAUUGUUUUGUCUUGGGCUGCAUGUAUCUAUUAACCGGCGGAUACGUAAUUAUCAAUUUAGCUGGAAGUAUUUUUAAGGAAACUGGUGCCAAUUUGGAUCCGAACACAGCCGCGAUUACUAUUGGUAUUUCUAACAUUGCUGGCAAUUAUGUUUCAAUAGUGGUUGCGAAUCGAAUAACAAGGAAAAAUUUAAUUGCUUUAUCCGCCGGUUUUUCAUUAUUGGGUUAUAUAGCAACAAUUGCUUAUACAAUGCUAUUCAAUCAAUAUGAAAUCUUAAAAAAUCAUAGUUGGAUACCAAUAUUAACUUUAUCAUUUACAAUAUUUUCAAAUUCUUUUGGUAUAAUGUCACUUGCUUUCCAUGUUAUAGCUGAACUCGUACCAUCAAAAAUUAAAUCACAUGCGUUUGCUUUUAUACAUGUUGCCAUUAACGUCGUCAGUAUCGUUAACUUUAAAGGAUUUUCAGUUUUGAUGUUUAAUUCCGGAUUAACAAGUGCUUUAUCAUUUUGUGGUAUAUCUUGCCUUAUAUCUUUAAUAUAUGCGUUAGUAGUAUUACCGGAAACUAGUGAAAAAUUUGUAUGA
Condylostylus longicornis is the source of this 3686-nucleotide messenger RNA. RefSeq lists its product as uncharacterized. The coding region runs from base 102 to 3686 and encodes 1194 amino acids. The transcript is spliced from 14 exons. Gene Ontology annotation, biological process: transmembrane transport. The record is from RefSeq and is a predicted model, not a curated record. Lineage: Eukaryota; Metazoa; Arthropoda; Insecta; Diptera; Dolichopodidae. Gene Ontology annotation, cellular component: membrane. Gene Ontology annotation, molecular function: transmembrane transporter activity.